AUGACGGCCACCCUCGAGAUCAGGGUGCUGCUGGCGCUGCUGCUUUUGUGCUGCGUUAAAGCCACACCCGCGACAGAGACACCUUCGGCGCUGCUUCCAUUGGAGGCACGCAAUGCUGAUAUUUCGGGCGAGGAGGAUGUCAUCUCCACGAGCUAUGUGCUGCCCAAUCAGAUCUUCAACGAGGGCAAACCCUACUAUCCACGGCACGAUCCCGUGUCGGGGCAGCUGGACUUUAGUGCCAAAAAGCAGGCCGGCAUUCAGCCCGAGAUCAACGAGGUGCUCGAUCCCAAUGAGAAGAUUGUGCUGAGUGGCGCAUCGUCGCCCAACAUACACGACUUUCUCAAUCUGCCCGUGAAGUACUCGUCCUCGAAGUUUGUCUAUCCGCUGGUCUCCAGCUCGUAUGCCAACCUGAAGUAUCAGGGCAGCAACAAGAAUUACAUAACCAACAAGAAGCCCACCUCCGUGGUGGCGCCGGUCACGCCUCCGCCGCCCAGCUACCACAGCUCGAACUACUUUACGGUGCCCACGACAAAGCUCACAGCUGCGCCACGCACCAGCACCACCCGCAGGAAGUUUGUGCCCACCAAGAAGUACAGCCCCACAUUGCCCAGCACCACCAGCAGGACACCCAACGAGCAGGAGGAGCGACGUCCCACAACGACAACAACAACGCGUCAGCCGCGUCCCACGCCCAGCAGCAGCGAUGUGGCAUUCACCACGCACCAUGCCACACCCCAGGCAGCCAUCUUUCCCACAGAACCCACAACGACCACAAAAAUGUAUACCACAUCCAGCACGAGUCCACCUGUGGUCUUCACGGAGGGUCCCACGCCACCGCCGCCCUUCAGCCCCAUACCAGGCACAGGCAUACCGAAUCUGGAUCCUGCGGAUCAACAGGAGCAGCAGCAGCAAAUGCAGCAGCAAAAGCAGCAACAACAGCAGCAGGAGCAAUAUAUGCAGCAGCAACAUUUACAGCAGCAGCAGCAGCAGCAACAUCAGCAGCAAAAGCAACAGCAACAGCAACAGCAACAUCCGCAGCAGCAGUCACAGCAACAGCAGCACCAACAUCUUCAGCAACAAAAUCAACAGCAACAUCUGCAGCAACAGCAACAUUUGCAUCAGCAACAUCUUCAGCAGCAACAGCAACAGCAACCACAGCCCCCACCCAGACCUCCAAUGACGCUCAGCGACAUUUUCAACAGCCUGGCCGAGGAAGAGUCUGCUGUGGCGCACAACUACCAACAGAAUCAAGGCUUCGAUGCACAGGGAAAUCUCAUAGAACCGAUUGCACCCUCAAAGCCAGCGCCAUUCGCCAUGCAACAGCCAGGCGGAGCACCUCAACGUCCCACGACGCCAGGCGUGCCCCCCACUGCCGUACAGAGUCAAUAUCCCAGCGAUCAGAAGGUGUUAUCGGGCAGCCAGGAGAACUAUAGCAACGAGUACGUCUCGUAUCAGGUGCAGCAGCCGAAUGUGAUGCAAUACCGACCCGUGCCGGGCCAAAUCAACAACGUUGUCAUCUCCCCCGGACAACAUUCGGCCUCCUUUGUGCUGGGCAGCCAGGUGCAGCAGGUGAGCGUGGGACAUCCCAGCGUGGAGAAGGAAACACUCUUUGCCAAGGACACGCCGGGCGUGCAGUACGGCCAAGUGAUCAGCGAGGACAUUGGCAACAUCAAGCGACCAGUGGGGCCGUACAAGGCGACAGCCCCGCAGGAGCCGACGAACUACCAGCAGAUGCCGAAUGUGCAGCAAAAUUCCAACUUCCAUCAGAAUGGAAACGCAGUUGGAACCACUCUGCCAGCUGGUUCUUACCAGGAGCCACCGCCAGAGGCGCCCAGCCCCUACCAGCAGCUGCCACUGAUCGGCUCAAAUUUGCGACCCUCGAAGAAGCCAGCGGCCCCGAAGCCCGAACACACUGCAACAUCUUACCAGCCUACUCAGGCGACUACACCACCCACACGUCCGGCGUUGCAUGGAGAUGACACCAAGGAUCUUCUCGUCUCCAGCAACAUUCGCUUCCCCGUGCUGGCCGAGGAGUCCGUGGAAGUGGCAUCUUCGGCUGUUGUGCCCGGUCCGCCCGCUGGACCCCACAUCAAUGGCCAUGCACAGCCGCUGAGCCUGCAGCAGAUACACAACUCCAAUCCCGUCGUCUUUCCCAAGGUCAAGGACGAGGAGAUGCCCGCCGCCAAUGUGCAGAUCCAGCAGCACGAAGUGGUCAACCUCAGCCAGCAGAAACAGCAAUUGAAAUUCCCUGCCCAGCAGCCUGGACAUGGCGAGCAGCCCUCUCGGGACAUGGAGCCACCGCCACGCUAUCCCAGCACUUCGUCCGGACCACAGGCUCCAUCCGCCAGCGGCAAUCGUCCUCCGUUCUACAAUGAAUUCAACCGCAAGCCACAGGCUGGCCCACGGCCCAACAACUUGCCCAACAUUCUGCCCCAGUUCCGACCCAAUGCGAAGAUCUCCAACGGUCAUCCGCCGCCGCUGAAGCAGGAGGCCGGCAACAUCCGCCUGCCCACGCAGGGCAUGAAGCGUCCCUACAAUCCCUCUGCGCCGCCCCAUUUCGCCCACCGUCGCCAGCCCCUGCAGCAGCAGCAGCACCAGCAGCAGCAGCAGCAGAUGCUGCAGAAGCGAUAUCCCAUGAACCGCAUCUCCGAGUAUCCAGUGGGACCACAGGGCGUCGGCGGAGAUAUGAACAGACGCGUCUACCGCCUGCCACCCUACGGGGGCCAGAACAUGCCCUACCACCCGGAUCACAUGUACGCCCGUCGUCCCAAUGCUGCAGGUCCCGCCAAUGGACCGCAGCGAUCUGUCGAUGGCUAUCCGGCAGAGCGACAUGCCCCUUCAGCAGGCUCCGAGCACUACCAGAGCAUCAAUGCGGAGCCGACGGCAGACUUCGAGGAGGAGGAUUUGGUCAUCAACGAUCCGCCACAGCCGGUGACACCCAGCAAGGAUCGCAUGGGCGUGGAGGAGACCAAACUGGAGCCCGUUGUUACCCUGCAGAUGCUGCAGUCCCAGAAGAAAGCGGUGAGCCUGCCCGGUGACGAUACUGGAGCUGGAGAGAUUCAAGUCACGGCCGACAAUGAUCCGCAGGAGGCGGAGGCCUCAAAGCUCAGUCAGCAGACAUUGGAUCCCAGUGGCAUGUACGUGGUGUUCCCCUUGAAGGGCUCAGAGAAGCAGCAAAUCGAAGGGGAGGCACCUUCUGCGCCAGCGGAGUACCAGAACACUCCAUUCUCGGUGAUUCGUGACCAGCCCCAGGAGCCGAUCCUAAAGAACAAGAAGCCGCAGUCGCUGCAGCAGCAGAACAAGGCCCACCAGCUGCCCAAGGAGAAGUUUCCGUAUCCAAUUGAGAAGCCCGAUCCAUCGUACUCCGAGCUCCACUCGAAUCCCGAUUCGCAGGCCCACGUGCCAGGCGUACUCAUUGCUCCCCGCAUUAUCCACGGAGCCUUUGGCACCGGAACUGAAACUCCCAUUGCCAUUGCAUACACGCCCACAGAGCCCAGCACCUUCAGGCGUACAUCAGCUCUUGUCGAGCAGGACCAGAAGUUCUCCAACAUGAACCUGGCCACGCCCGUGAUUGGGGAGAUACGCCAGGACACCCAGACGGAGGAGGGACUCAGCAGCGACUUUGAUCUGCGUGGCCAGAACUACGAGAAGAACUUCAUGGCACCAUUCUAUCCCAGCGUAAGUCUGGGCGAGGGUGGAGCCAGUGGUGCGGCUGCAGUCAAUCCCACACUCAACAACUGGAACAUUGUGCCCUCCACCACGGAGCAGUCGAUCUACGAGAAGAACAACAUCAACCGAGCCGAUGUGGAGCCAGCUGAGGAGACCAAGCGAAAGGAGUCUCCCGCAGCCAGCGCACUGACAGCGGAGAAGAAUCCCGAGCUUGACAGCUUCCAGCCGCAGCUGCAGGGCGGAUUCAAGCCCAUAUAUCCCCCUGGCUACCAGCACGUGGAGCAGGUCGAGCAUGAAGCUGCCAAGAACAGAGACCAAGACCAGCCACAGGCAUUGCCUCUGGUAGCGGUCACCACGAGCACAGCGAAACCAGCGACGGCAGCCGCCAUUAGCAGCAGUUCAUCCUCCACAACCACAACCACAACCAGCACGACGUCCACCACCAACCAACCCGGAACAACGAAGGCCGCGGCCACAACAACCACCCAGGCGCCCGCAGGAAGCGUAAAUCCCACGCAGCGCAAGAAGUCCACGUUUGAGACCAGCCUGGCGGCGCUCCUGUUCGGGGAGGAGGACGAGGAGGAUGGGGCUCGCAAGUCCGCGGAGCUGCCAAAAGCCCAGGCCGGACCACGGAAUGUGCCUCGCAUGGGACCACGAAGUCUGACGCUCAGCUAAGUCGAGGAGUUCCGAGCAGUUAGUUUAGUCCAAUUUUAGUUUGUAUUAUUUAUUCAAAGUUCUUGCAAGCAGGGAAUCUGCUCAGAAGUAAUAGACGAUGUGGUAAUCUAGUUCUUGUUCUACAGCUUAUUCUUAGUCGUUAGCCCAUACACAUACACAUUCACCCCGCUAGAGCAUAUAAAGCCACCAACGAUACAUUAGAUUCCAUCUACCUAACGACCUUACGACCUUUUGCGAGUCUGAUUUGAAUUUAUGUACGUGGAAAACAUUCCCAUUGGACUCCCGAAUCGUCGGAAAUGAGAUCAAAGAUUCUUGUAUUAUUCCACUCAACACAAACCUUAAAUAGUACUCACAAUUUUCAAGAUUAUUAUUUGUACUGUACCAUAGAAAU
Drosophila guanche is the source of this 4735-nucleotide messenger RNA. RefSeq names its product chromatin modification-related protein eaf-1. Bases 1 to 4344 code for a protein of 1447 amino acids. NCBI's taxonomy places the organism in Eukaryota, Metazoa, Arthropoda, Insecta, Diptera, Drosophilidae. The transcript is spliced from 4 exons. The record is from RefSeq and is a predicted model, not a curated record.